AUGCCUAUGACUAUAGAUGGCACAACACACUGCGGAACGGAAUUAAUAACUCACCUCUUACAGAGAUCGAACGUAGCGGGAUUGACAGGCUACAUAACAUAUAUGGGCCAAAGUGGAGUCGUAUUUCAGCCUACUUUCCUGGUCGUACUACCCGAAUCAUUAGAAAUUAUUGGCAUUGCAAUCAAAGACGCAUUCGUCAGAAGAUGUCCAUCCGAAGGUUACUGA
Paraglomus brasilianum is the source of this 225-nucleotide messenger RNA. Lineage: Eukaryota; Fungi; Glomeromycota; Glomeromycetes; Paraglomerales; Paraglomeraceae. The record is from the annotation of a GenBank genome assembly.